Lathyrus sativus (Indian pea) is the source of this 498-nucleotide messenger RNA. The record is from the annotation of a GenBank genome assembly. Lineage: Eukaryota; Viridiplantae; Streptophyta; Magnoliopsida; Fabales; Fabaceae.
AUGAAAGCUAUGAAAGCUUCACUACACAUAGCUACUCCUUUUGCUCUCAUUUCACCCAACCAACUACUCAAUUCAAUCGCUCUUGGGGAUAAGUAUUUUGGUUUCAAAUAUAGCAAAGAUAAGAGGAUUGUAAUGACAAUGGUGGCCACAGGAUUAGGUCAAGGUGGUGGUGUGUUGGAGAAGCCCCCAACCAUAGAGACAACAUCGCCUGGUCGAGAAUCUGAAUUUGAUUUAAGGAAAUCAAGAAAAACAUCCCCACCAUACAGAGUAAUGUUGCACAAUGACAACUAUAAUAAAAGAGAAUAUGUAGUACAAGUGUUGAUGAAAGUGAUACCCGGAAUGACAGUUGAUAUUGCGGUUAACAUCAUGCAAGAGGCACAUUAUAAUGGAUUAGCAGUGGUCAUUAUCUGUGCUCAAGUUGAUGCUGAAGAUCAUUGCACACAAUUGAGAGGAAAUGGCCUUUUAAGUUCAAUUGAGCCAGCAGAUGGUGGUUGUUGA